This is a messenger RNA of Aspergillus welwitschiae, 489 nucleotides long. RefSeq lists its product as uncharacterized. Bases 1 to 489 code for a protein of 162 amino acids. The record is from RefSeq and is a predicted model, not a curated record. Lineage: Eukaryota; Fungi; Ascomycota; Eurotiomycetes; Eurotiales; Aspergillaceae. The transcript has 5 exons.
AUGAUGCGCCCCAGCGAUCACGGCUCGCUGGACGUUGUCCCUGCCAAUCUACGGAUUGUUAGAGAAAUAGAUCGUUCUGAUGCGCCUUCGGAGUUUGAAAUAGAAAUUGAAGGGCGGAAACACGCUCUGAAACUUAAUGGUCGAGACCUUAAUCGGCUCCGCUGCGGACUAAACGCCUAUAUGAAAUUUCGGGAACAUAGUGUCUGCGAGCGGGGAUUUGUCCCAUACUUCUACGGCCACCUUUUAAAUGCCGAAAGUUUGAAUUGCGAGAACUAUUCUGAGGCCUGUUAUCACCAAGCAAUAGAGGGCAUGAAGCAGAUACGCGCUGCUCACGUUCACCACCGAGAUAUAUACCCCAAAAACAUACUCAUUGUUCCUGGCGACGAAGAGCGAAUGCGGUGGAGUGAAACUGAAGAUACGUAUGUUGCUGAGUUUGGGGAAUCUUUGCGAGAAGACCAAAAACAAGGGCUCCGUAAUAAUACCAAGUAG